UAUUUUAUUUUCUUCGACUUGACUUACCACUUUACCAGUCGAGUCGACCAUCAUUGCGUAUUGAUUGUAGCUUCUUCCAUUCAUACAUAUGUUUUCUCUAUUCUUUCGUUCCUUCAAAUACUCUGCUGUGCUGCCCUCUUUGAUAUGUAUAGCCGCGGGCGGGGCGAAAAGAAUUGAAGCAAUAAUUAAGGAUCUUCAUCGGAUAAUCUGAACCUGAAUGAAUUUCGGCAAAUCCGUGAAAGAGGUUUGGGAUGAAAAGAACAAUUUGAGAGCAUGAAGGAGAUAGUCCUUUCUGCUCCCAUGUCAUAUGUUGCUUUAAAAGUACUUGUGAUGAUAACACUGUUUAUACCAGUAUCCAAUGGUGCAUCAAGAUCUGAUACCAUCAAAAGAAUUUGUGGAAAUCAACUUAUGAAUAACACCACAGCUUACAUCCAAACUUUCGUCGCAGCAACAGACAACGUAAACCAGCAAAUCGGAACUCAAGGAUGGGGCAUUUCUUCAGCCGGCACAGGGCCUGAUUCUAACUAUGAACUAGCGCAAUGCUAUGGCGAUCUUUCUUCACUCGACUGUGUGGAGUGUUUCACCGAAGCCCGAACUUUAAUAGGCCAGUGUUUCCCUUAUAAUGGCGGCAGAAUUUAUCUCGACGGUUGCUUCAUGCGUGGCGAGAAUUACAGCUUCUUUCAAGAGGUUUUAGGAGCAGAGGACAUGGAUGUCUGUGGCAACGACACGAGAAAGGAUUUGUUGUUCCAAGAGACCGCAAAAAGGGCUGUGUUGCAGGCGGUUUCAAACGCCCCCAAUAGUAAUGGCUAUGCACGUGUUGAAAUGCCGGUUUCUGAGGCGCAAAACGAGUCUUCUGCUUAUGUUUUAGCCAAUUGUUGGAAGACUCUAAAUGCUAGUGCUUGCAAAACGUGUUUGGAAAAUGCGUCUAAUUCCAUGUUGAAAUGCUUGCCUUGGUCUGAGGGUCGUGCACUGUACACCGGAUGCUUCAUGAGGUACUCUGACCAUGACUUUCUUAAUCCUAUUCCUACUAAAGAAGAUUCAUCAGGAAGAGGAAAUGUAGUAGUCAUUGUAGUGACAACUGUUAGUUCUGUAGUCGUUUUGGUUUUGGCAUUAGUCAUUGGUUUUUAUAUCUGGAAACGAAGAAGAAUAGCGAUUAAAAGAAGAGGUUCAAAUGAUGCUGAGAAUCUAGUGAAUACCCUUCAUGACAUUAGUUUGAGCUUCAAAUAUUCCACACUCGAGAAAGCCACCGAAUCGUUUAAUGAAGCCAACAAACUCGGGCAAGGGGGAUUUGGUAGUGUUUACAAGGGGGUUUUGGCAGAUGGAAGAGAGAUUGCGGUCAAAAGGCUAAUUUUAAACUACAAACAUCGAGCAUCGGAUUUCUACAAUGAAGUUAAUAUCAUUAGUAGUGUAGAGCACAAGAAUCUGAUAAGGCUAUUGGGUUGUAGUUGUUCCGGACCCGAAAGCCUUCUUGUGUAUGAAUUUCUGCCAAAUCUAAGUCUUGAUCGAUUCAUUUUCGAUGAAAACAAAGCCAAAGAGUUAAAUUGGGAAAAGAGACUCAACAUAAUGUUAGGGACAGCAGAAGGCUUGGUGCACCUCCAUGAAAACUCGAGUACACGCAUUAUUCAUAGAGAUAUCAAGGCCAGCAAUAUCUUGUUGGACUCGAGGUUUCGUCCUAAAAUUGCAGAUUUUGGGUUAGCGAGAUCUUUUGAAGAAGAUAAAAGUCAUAUAAGCACUGCUGUUGCAGGAACAUUGGGUUAUCUGCCUCCAGAGUAUCUAGUACACGGACAAUUAUCUGAGAAGGUAGACGUUUACAGCUUCGGAGUAUUAUUGUUAGAAAUUGUAACAGGGAAGCAAAACAACAUGAGCAGAAAUACAGAAUACACGGACAGUUUGGUGAAUAUAGUAUGGAAGCAUUUCCAAGAAGAGAGAGUGGAUGAGUUGUUUGACCCAAACCUAAUCCUUAAUAACUACCGCAAUAUAGAUGUUAAGAAUGAAGCUCUAAGGGCAGUUCAUAUAGGGCUAUUGUGUACCCAAGAGGUGGCAUCACUAAGGCCACCCAUGUCCAAGGCAUUACAAAUGCUUUUGAAGAAGGAAGAAGAGUUGCCUUUGCCCACUAAUCCUCCCUUCAUAAAUGACAAAAUCAUGCAAUUAAACAGUGAUUGGGAUAGUCCCACAUUCCCUCUCAGAGAAGGUGAUUCCGCUUCAAUUGCCAGCAUGUUUCACAGCUCUUUCUACCCUAGGUGAUGAAUAUAUAGUAGUUUUGAUUUGAAAUCAAUGAACUUAAAGCAUAGCAUAUAUGGAGAUGAUGGAAAAGAAAAUUCUGCUUCUUGCCUAUGUUAUUGGAAUUGAAGCAUCUAUGUAACCAUACUUUAUGAGAGCAAGAAGUAUAGUGAUGUGGUAUAGAUGAUAUUUGGAAUGUAUCUAUUAUUUAAUAUAAUUAUUGAGAUUAUGUCAA
Messenger RNA from Ipomoea triloba (trilobed morning glory), 2455 nucleotides. Its product is annotated as cysteine-rich receptor-like protein kinase 2. The transcript is spliced from 8 exons. Gene Ontology annotation, molecular function: ATP binding; protein kinase activity. Bases 274 to 2244 code for a protein of 656 amino acids. Gene Ontology annotation, biological process: protein phosphorylation. The record is from RefSeq and is a predicted model, not a curated record. NCBI's taxonomy places the organism in Eukaryota, Viridiplantae, Streptophyta, Magnoliopsida, Solanales, Convolvulaceae.